Messenger RNA from Pteronotus mesoamericanus, 1869 nucleotides. RefSeq names its product coiled-coil domain containing 185 (gene CCDC185). NCBI's taxonomy places the organism in Eukaryota, Metazoa, Chordata, Mammalia, Chiroptera, Mormoopidae. The record is from RefSeq and is a predicted model, not a curated record.
AUGGAGGGCUUCCGCAGCUUCUCGCGGCCCUACCCGGACCUCUGGGAGCCCCAGCAGCCCAGCAGAGAGCGCGCGUCCUCGGCACGGCUGCGCAGGCCGGGGCACCUGACCCAGUCGGAGCGGGGCUCCUGGGCCGGGUCUCCGGACGAGGGGAGCGAGACGACGGCUCCCUGGACGCCCCCGUGCUGCUCGCCCACGCCACGGCCUCGCCGACCCCGGUCCCCCGACUCGCCGAGGGAAAGCCGCAGCCUGAGCGAUGUGGCCAGGAGGUCCCUGGACCGCAGAAGGAAGCACAGGCCCCGCAGCUGUCGCGUUCCAGACGCCUGGGGGGAGCCAAGGACGCAGCCCCAGCCGGUGCGGGGCAGCCAGCACAGCUCGGCCUGGCGGCACCAGCCCCCGCUCUGCCAGCACUGCCCUCCGGGCCAAGGAGAUUCGCCCCCACCGGCCCCCGAGGACGCUUGCACUCCGUUAGGUGGAACUUUCCGCGCAGAAAACGGGCAGAGCGGAGAUCUGUGGGCAGUGCCGGCCUGUGGAAGUCUAGGUCGCUGGUCCCUUUCCUCAGUUCCCUCGGAGAAGUCGUCAGCACCCUCCCAAGAGUUCAGGAUGCUGUCCGCUUGUGUGUGCUCCCCAAAGAGGGACAGCAGUGACCGGGAGGUGUCAUUAGCCAGCCAGCACUCCCAGCCCCGCAUCUCCAACAAGGAGAUGAAGAGCCGGCACACCCAGAUCCUCCAGAACAAGCUGGAAGAGGCCGUGGUGUCCUCCAGGGACCAGAAGAUUGUGGCCCUGGUGUUGGUCCGGCUGAAGAAGGCGCAGAGGAUGCGGGAGUUGCAGCAGCAGGCGGCGGUGGCCUGGGAGGAGCUCAAGCGCUCGGACCAGAAGGUCCAGCUGACCCUGGAGAGGGAGCGCAAGCUGCUCCUGCGGCAGAACCGGGCCCAGUGGCUGGGGGAGAAGCAGCAGCAGCACAAGACUCGUCCGAGCCUGGAGCAGCGCGUCUCCUGGCCUCGGGACAGCCAAGCCAAGAACAUGGAGAAGCAGGAGAACCAGGGGAAGGCACCAUCGGGGGUCCAGGAGACCCAGCGCCAAGACAAGCUAGAGAGGGCCCGCCCUGAAGCCGAGCUCAGGACGCAGGGGCAGGGUCCCCAGGACCACGAGGAGAUGCCGCAGGGCCGGCAGGGGCCCGACAGCCUGGAGGUGCAGAAGAGGAUGGAGCAGGCCCGUCGCAAGAAGCAGCUGCCCACCGCUGCGGGCCAGAAGAAAGCCCGGGAAGCCAACCUCAGCUCCCUAGUCAAUUACCAGGCCCGGAAGGUGCUCAUGGACUGCCAGGCCAAGGCCGAGGAGCUCCUGCGGAAGCUGUCGCUGGAGCAGAGUUCCCAGCGGUCCCAAGAGAUCUCCCGGGGCCUGAUUAAGGAGCGUAACCGAGAGCUGAGGGACAAGAUCCGAAGGGAUGAGGAGCAGUACCAGCAGGUCAAAUUGCGCGCGGAAGAGCUGGAGCAGCAGAGGAAAGCACGCAAGCAGCUACUGGUGGAGCUGGCGGACCACAGGAUCCAGCAGGCCAGGAACCACGUGCACAAGAGCGUCAGGGACAAAGCGCAGCACCUCCGAGAGCUCCACAUUCUGCGGGAAAAGAAUCAUCACAUCCUAAAGCUGAAAGCCGAGAAGGAGGAAAAGAGCCACGUCGAGGGCAUCAAGGAAGCCAUUAGGCAAAAGGAGGAGAGGAUGGCGCAGCUCUCCCGAGAAAAAGAGGCCACCUUUGAGAAAUUCCAAAGGGUCUCCAGGAGGGACAACAGCGCCUUCGAUCGGCCGGCGGGGAAGGCCCAGCUCCUCGCUGGCCAGCCCCAGGGGGGCUACUGGGAACCUGAGGGCGAAUAG